This is a messenger RNA of Tripterygium wilfordii, 2416 nucleotides long. RefSeq names its product RNA demethylase ALKBH9B-like. Lineage: Eukaryota; Viridiplantae; Streptophyta; Magnoliopsida; Celastrales; Celastraceae. Gene Ontology annotation, molecular function: mRNA binding; demethylase activity. The transcript has 6 exons. The coding region runs from base 159 to 1718 and encodes 519 amino acids. The record is from RefSeq and is a predicted model, not a curated record. Gene Ontology annotation, biological process: mRNA catabolic process.
GGCAUGGACUCGGGUUUUUUUACAGUUCGAACUCAUUCCCGUCUUUGAUGACCGAAGCCGGGUAACUCGUGUUUCUUCAGUUUGCUUUUUUUUGGCUAUUUUGCGGGAACCAACGACCACCACCGAAUCUACUCUCCAACAACGGAGUCCACUCAGCCAUGCCUGUUACAGGCGAUCUUGAUCGGAUCAGAAAGGACGACCCGUUCCUCAUGCAGUACCAGCCAUCAGAACUCCGCGUAGCAUCGGAGUUCUUGACGACGUGGCUCCCCUUCCUUUCCCGAGAUCUUUGUCACAAUUGCACUCAAAACCUCUCCGACCGCAUCCGUUCUCUAGACCCAGAACUUGAUGGUGAAGCAGAAGCCUUGCAUUCAGAUAAGAGUGUAACAUCUUUGUCUCCUAACAAUGAGGAAUCAGGAGAGACCAUAGAGAAAUAUGAGGAUAACUAUGACACAUAUUCGCGAGGCAGUUGCAAAGAUGGUGAUGAUACGAAUUCAUUAGAUAGUUGGAAAGAUGGGGAAAAUGGGUGCUGUGAACCCCACAAGGAAGCUUCUAGUAGUGGUUUAACCUCAGGAUCACCUUCUGUUGACAUCACCCCAAGUCCUCGAAUAUCUUGGGCUGACAUGGCACAGGAAGAUGAGCUUGAAGAAGAAGAAGAAGAAGAGGAAGAAUCUGAAUUGAAUAAGCGAGUGGUUAAUAGGAAUCCUUUGAGUGGAGACUUGACAGUGACGAAGGUUAUUGAGAAGCCUACGCUUUCUAGGGAUCAGAGAGAGUACAUUCGGUUCAAAAAUGUUAAAAGGAAGAAAGAUUUUAUUUGCUUGGAGAGAGUUAACGGGAAGAUUGUUAACAUUCUUGGGGGGCUUGAGCUUCACAGUGGCGUUUUCAGUGCUGCAGAACAGAAAAGAAUAGUUGAAGAAGUUUAUGCCCUUGAGGAGAAGGGCAAAAGGGGGGAAUUGAAAGAGCGGACUUAUUCAGCACCCAAGAAGUGGAUGAGGGGCAAAGGGCGUGUAACCAUACAGUUUGGCUGUUGUUACAAUUAUUCCAUUGAUAAAAUGGGCAACCCUCAGGGCAUUCUUCAAAAAGAAACUGUAGAUCCUUUGCCUUCUCUUUUCAAGGUCAUCAUUAGAAGGUUGGUCAAGUGGCAUGUUCUUCCUCCAAGCUGUGUACCUGACAGUUGCAUUGUGAACAUCUAUGAAGAAGGGGAUUGCAUACCUCCUCACAUUGACAACCAUGAUUUUGUCCGACCCUUCUGCACUGUGUCAUUUCUUAGCGAGUGCAAUAUUGUAUUUGGGUCAAACUUAAAGAUUUUGGCUGCAGGAGAGUUUGCUGGCUCAAUUGCUAUUCCCCUUCCUGUGGGGUCUGUUCUUGUUCUAAAUGGAAAUGGGGCUGAUGUGGCGAAGCAUUGUGUUCCUGCAGUUGCCGCAAAGAGAAUAUCAAUCACAUUCAGAAAAAUGGAUGAAUCAAAGAGGCCGAUUGGGUUUGUUCCAGAACCUGAUUUGCAAGGGAUUCAGCCAUUAUCAUAUGAAACAGGCAAAGUGAAGAGGCUUGAUUCUCCUAAGUCUCACAGCCGUAUUAAAAGGCAGCCUUUUAGAAGAGAGGGUAAGAUGGAAGGCAGAGGAUUUUCUCAGAGAAGCUAUACCCAACCAGAGCCCCAUUACUUGACUCGGACAAGACAAGGGCCUAUUUAUAAGCGAAGGUUUAGGAUGAAUCCUGACUACUGAUGAGUGUAUAAGUUUGGAGAUAUACUUGUUAUUGGCCAAUAUAUAUAGGCAGCUAUGUUUGAUUGUGGAAUGUGGAUCUGAAUUGGUAUUUCAAGUAAGUAAUUUAUUGUGAAUAUGCGGCUAAGUGGUAGAAUUAUAAGGCCUAUAACAUGCGGCCAAAUGAUCGAGUUAUAGGGCCUAUUAACAUGCGAACAUGCGACCCAGUGAUAGAGUUGUAGGGUGCAGCCUAUUGAUCAUGUUCAAUUCAUGGAUACAACAUUUCCACAUAUUUGUGUACGAGGGGGUAUUAUAUUUGUGUACAUGGGUUAUAGGUGUGCUAAAGGUUUCAAAGUGACUGGUGAAUGGUGAUGCAUAUGAGUAGGAGUUGUUUUCAGUUAGCCAGAAGGGGUAUCUAAGAAUGGUUUUCUGUUAUUUUUGCUCGAAUUGUUUGUGGGUUCUUGUUUGAUCUAGUAAUUGACGAGGUUAUACUGGUUUGAAGCACAUAUGGAACCCAAUUACUCUGGAUUCUGUAGCUUUAGGCUGCUUGUCUGAUGGGUUUUGUUUCUUGGAGAAGUUGAGCUGCACAUUGAUUGUACCGGCAUGGCAUCCAUGUGUUGUAUUGUAUCAUAUUGAGUUUUUCCACUUUUUUCCCCCUCAAAUUAUAUUUGUAGUGUGAUAUUUGUGAGUAUUGUAAUACAGGAUUAUGAUUUUCUGAUUAA